CUAAUUUCUAACUGAAGAUAUUGGAUUCAAUCAUCAAGUUCAGUUUAAGAUUCUAAUCUUAGAGGUCAAACAAAGACAAUCCGAUGGCAGUUGAUUAAUUCAGUGAAGGCACAUCCUACUCACCGAACCGGAUUUAUUUUCUAAGAAAAAAUCUCAUUUUCCCUGCCUAAUUUGGUGUAUUUAAAAAACUAUAAAAAUAAAGAAGUUGAGGAGAAUUCUAUGCAGUUGAAAUGUCAACAAAUGAAAGUGGUGAUAAUAAAGAAUCAUCGAUUAGUAUAAAAAAGAUGGCCGGCGUUGAUUUUCAAAGGUGGCAAAAUUUUCCUGUGGCCAAUCAAGUUCAGCUAAUAGAUAACAAUAAUUUAAACAGUUAUAGAAUAAUUACGAUUUCAAAUAAUUCCAAUCCGCUAAAUUUUUCAACUGACGGCUCGAAUAAUUUUUUCCUAAACGGCGAGUUGUUAAUUAACGAGAGCGGAUUUAAAAUGAAGCCUGCGGGUUCAGGCGAUAAUUUCUGCGUUGAUGACUUGAUUGAUAAUUGCUUGGCGACGAACGUGAGAGGCGAAACGAACGCGAAUUCGUUUGAAAAUAAUUCCAGUGUCUCUUCAAGCACUGUCUGUGCUGAUUCUGCUGCCAAAGUUAAAACCAUUCCAAUCACAGAUCUGACGAGCACUAAUGGCGUGAUUGACAGUGAAAUGAUGACCACUGUUGGAAUUCUACCCACCAUUGAUAAUACUAAAAUUUCCACUGCUGCUAAAACUAUUACAAUCCAACCACAAAUAAAAACAGAAAAUCCUGAUUGUAGCAGUACUGAGGACAGGACUACUACCAUCAUCCCCGACAAGACAGACACUAAAAUUAAAAUAGAUGUCGAUACAAAUUUUGACAAUAAAUCAGCCUCACCAAGUUAUUCAAAAUCUUUGAGUUCAGAUGAUAACCAGAGUUCAUUGAAAGAAGAAAAGAAUGUGUUGGGAUUUGAAUUUUCAUCAGAUCCGUAUCAGUUUUUAGAGAAUUUGUCAUCUCUACUUGAUUCUAAAGGGGGUUUGAAGGAAUAUAGUGAUUCAUUUGUUCAGAUUCUGAAGUUGUGCUCAACCAUGCCUUGCCAAUGCAUACUCAUCAAUGUCAUCAAGUCAACUGAGAGUUCUAUCAUCAAAAAAUUGCUACAGAGAGGUGCCUGGCAGCAGUUGCACACAUGGCUGCGAGAUGCAUGCACGCAGAUCAACAAACCACUGAUGCUGGAGUUGCUACAGCUUUUCAAAUUGUUACCGGUGAACACUAAAUUGCUCCGCAGUAAUAACUGCGCUAAGGAUAUCAAACAGCUGAUUAAGAAUUCCGAUGAGAGAGUGACCAGACUGGCCCGAGUUGUUGUCGAUGAGUGGAUGAAAGUGGUGAAGGGUCCUAGUGCGGAAUCGACAUCAUCAUCUUCUGGGGAUAAACUAAAGAAGAAGCUGAUAGCGCUCACGACUCCAUCGUCGUCUGACUCAACUAAUGAUGACAGAUCCAAAACCUCCGACAACAAUAUCACUGCUGAGAAAAAAUCAAACAUUCUAGAUAGAAAUAAGAUCAAUAAUAGCACUGUUAGUAAGGCACAAAAUUUGAGUAAAAAUGCUUCUAGCAGUAGCAAUGGUAGUGGCGCGAGUAGCAGCAGUAAGGCUUCCUGUGAUUCUCUAGGCAAAAAAGAAAGGCCAAAGACAGUGAAAGUGAAACCUCAAAAUUUCCGAAUGACAGGUCUUGAAGAUUUAAAAGGGAGUAAUGCUAACGGCAGUAACAACAAUUCAACUGCAAAAUCUGUUAAGAAUGGUAGCAACAGUAGCAGUAGUAGUAGUAGCCCAGCCAAUAAGUGUACAGCCAGUGCCGUUAGGAGUUCCUCUAAAGAUGCCAACUCAAACAAGAGUAAAGUUGUUCAAGCUCCCAAGCCUAUAUCUCCUGAAAUAUUCGAGAAAUCUCUCUUCAUGGACGCCUUGCAAGCCUCAUCCACACCUGCGCAGCAGAAGAGGAAGAGGAGGUUAACACCAGAUGCAACAAAAUCAUCAUCAACAACAACAACAUCUAUCUCGUCAUCAUCAUUAUCAGCAAUAACGACUGCAUCUAAUACCGCAACAGCCACAGCACCAUCCUCAUCUUUGUAUAGUUUAACGUCGUCGACCACCACCACCGUGACAGCAGCGUUACAAAAUGACGACUUGACGCCUCAGGCCAAACGGCCUCGCCUUUCUCCAGAUGUAACAACGGAACAACGUCAACAAUCAUCUUCAUCAUCCCCACCACCCCACACGUCGACCACUACUUCUACUUCUGCAUCUUCAUCGUCUUCCUCGUCUUCACUGGGAACCAAGUUAAAAAAAUCCGUAACAUGGGCAUCGGAGACGGACCUCUGCAGCUUUCACUACUUCGAGUUCGAUGCCGACGAGCGAUGCAACGUUAACAAUUUGAAAAAAUCUUUAUUAUCGCCUGCAUCCUCUUCGUCUUCUUCGGUUUCCAACUCUGGUUUCCAAGACCACUGGAAACACGAGUUAGAAAUGGAGAGAGAGCUGCUGUUUGGGAAAAACCACCAUUCUAAAAAUAAACCUUCUGAGAUGAUUGAUUGGUUCUGCCCACCCCUCAUUGAAUUCCUGGAACCUUCCAGCAUGGUGCCCGGUAGCGAGAGUGAGGAAAAGUUGACUCAGGCCAGGAGGGAGACCUUAGUGCUGCAGAUCAUCUACUUCAAUAGGGAUAGGAUUCCAGAUUCACCUUCCGAGCCAGAUGAGCCUCAGUUGCCCGGUGACCAAUCACAAUCAGCUUGUAAAAUAAUUCCAUUGGAUGAUAUCGGUGAGGGAGAGGAGCCAAUGGAUGAAUCCGAACCACAGCCAGCUGAUACUAAACAACCACAAGAUCCAACCAAUAAACUUAUUCUUCCUGAAGCUAUCACAAAUUUAUUGGAUAGUUACAUGAACAGCACUAACAACAUGAACUGCCAAUCAAAUUCGCCAGUUUUAAAUGUCAACAAUCCUGUUAGUCAUUACGAUCCAAAUGUUAUGAACCAAUCAAAUCACUACAAUCAGUAUGCCGGCCAAUCAAAUCUUAUAAAUAAUAUGCCUGCUUAUCCAAUGGGAUUCAACAUGAAUGGCAAUGUUCCAAAUAUGGAGAGGAAAUCUUAUGACCCAGGCUUCAUGUACAACCACGAGGCUAACUCAUCGCAUUGGCCCAGGUUCGAUUGCAAUCCUCCUAAUUUCCCUAAUCAACGACCGCCACCUCAUCAACAGUUCGAUGAUUCAAGAAGAAGGUUUCAAAAUAGAGAAGAUGGAAGGGGAAGAGGAGGGAAUAAAAGUGAUGAUUACGGCGAUGAAACGAAGUUGACAAGGAAGAUAAGGAAGAAGAUAAGAUUCGGGCACCCUAUCGCAUAA
Molecule: messenger RNA, 3377 nt
Organism: Helobdella robusta
Lineage: Eukaryota; Metazoa; Annelida; Clitellata; Rhynchobdellida; Glossiphoniidae
Exons: 10
Coding region: 231-3377 (1048 amino acids)
Source: RefSeq, a predicted model, not a curated record